CUAAGCUACCAGUCGCGCGUCGUCGGCUUUUGCCUCUGCUUCUUCACGGGGCUCGUCCUCAUGUUCCUCGCAAACACGAAGAUCUCGGCCAUGCUCGCGGGGAACCCGACGCCCUUCGGCGUCUACUACACGUUCGGCAACCUCGUCGCCAUCGUCGGCUCGUUCUUCCUCUCCGGGCCGACGGCGCAGUUCAACAAGAUGACCGAGGGGUCGCGCGUCGUCUCCUCCGCCGUCUAUCUGCUCGCGCUGGCGGCGACGCUCUUCUUCGCGCUCGACGACUCGCUGCCGAAGACGCCGCGGCUCUGGUGCCUCCUGACCGCGAUCCUCGUCCAGUACCUCGCGCUGCUCUGGUACACGCUGUCCUUCGUGCCCUUCGCCCAGGCCUACGUCUGCGCCUUCUUCAAGGCCUGC
Aureococcus anophagefferens is the source of this 411-nucleotide messenger RNA. RefSeq lists its product as hypothetical. Gene Ontology annotation, biological process: vesicle-mediated transport. The record is from RefSeq and is a predicted model, not a curated record. NCBI's taxonomy places the organism in Eukaryota, Pelagophyceae, Pelagomonadales, Pelagomonadaceae. Gene Ontology annotation, cellular component: membrane. The annotation marks the transcript as partial. The transcript has a single exon.